AUGAUGCCGCGCAAGUGCGUUUCUGUUUUCUUUGUGUUGCUGGAGAUCCUGCUGGUUUUGUGUUUUGUUGCGUUGCCGGUGGCCGGGGCGUACUGUGUGACGCCAACCGAAAUUCCUGCCAACGUUUGCCCUUCCUUUACACUGACGGAUCAGCUUUCUGCGCUUUUUGGGCGUGACACCGCCGUGGCUUCGUGCUAUUGUGGCCGUGUGUGUCAGACGUCGUGGGAUGCGCGUCAGGAACUUUCGUUGCGGUGGGAAAUGGAGCGGUGGAUUCGCGCGAAUCGGACGGCAGGGAUGUUCCCCGAGGAGUACGAGUUUGUAAUGGACGAGUUGAUGCGGCUCACGACUCCUUUGCGGGGUGACGAGCCAUGGCACGUGCGACAGGAGAAGGAAGUAUACGCCAAGAGGGCAAACGCGACGCUUCGAGACAUGCCGUGGCUACUUGUAUCGAACGGCACUUUUAAAAGGGCGCAGGAUUUUUAUCACAGAAAUGUGCGGCAGCGGCACAUUGUGCGCUCUUUUCACCUUUCGAGGGAGAAAAGUAGGCCAGGGAUAAUUCGCUUUUACCUGCAGGAAGUGGCCGGGUGGUGGGCCGAGGCGGAGAAACAUGUGUCACGUGAUCUGCGGGUUGCCGCUCCGUUACUGCCGUGGAUUAGCCUGGAACAGCUCAUCGGUCCACCAAUGACACCCGCUGAGAUCCCUCAGCCGGAAAUGGCGGGUCGUCCUGCUGCAGCUGCGACGAAGGUACCUGCCCCGAUGCAGCGCCGCUCAUUUCGUUUUGCUCCUGCACGUCUGCGUGCACCCACGGCGAUGGUGUAUUAUUAUUCCGAUGACUGUGUUUUGUGUGAGGCGUUGGGUGUGGCCUUUGAUGUUCUACCACUCAUAUACAGGCGUCUGUGUGAGUACGGGCAUCGCUCCAUUGUCAGCUGCAGCCCGUUGUUUUUAUUUUUUCGCGCCAGUGCGGAGUUGUCGGGGUUUAGGACGCCGGCGAUUGCACUCCACGGUGUGGAACUUGGUGUGGAACCGACCUGGAUGCCUCCCAUGUCUAUUUUGUACGACAUAGAUGAGCUUGUGAACCCAGCAGACGCCUUUGGGUUCCUUACGUUGUCAGUUCCUGUUAACACGAGCCUGCAGGAGACACUAGUGUCACUGAUACGCCCCUUGGUCGCGCUUCACGUCAUAAAUCUGCGGUAUCUUUCUUCCGAUGAGAUCACGGAGUUGGGCCGAUUGGCCUACAAGAUCAUGAAACAGAAGAAACGGCAGCAGCAACAGAAUGCGUCAGCGGAAAACUCUUCCGACACGAAGGACGCCAUAUUAUCAGAAGACGACGAGGGAAAAGACGAGGCGUCGGAAGAGAGGAAUAGGGAUUUAGCUUGGCAGCAGGGACGCGUGAUCACACGUGAGGAUUAUUUGCACGAGGUUGUGGUGUUUCAUAUGCGCGAGCUUUGGGGAAACAGCACAGCGGAGGUCGAGAGCAACGAGUUUCUUCUCUGGUCUCAGCUGGAGCCGCCAUGGAUUAUGGUUGUGUCCUCCGUGCUCUCUGUUCUGUGGCUUUUGAUCCUAAUUUGCGUACCAAAGGGCUUCAGGUUCUAA
Molecule: messenger RNA, 1593 nt
Organism: Trypanosoma cruzi
Lineage: Eukaryota; Euglenozoa; Kinetoplastea; Trypanosomatida; Trypanosomatidae
Exons: 1
Coding region: 1-1593 (530 amino acids)
Source: RefSeq, a predicted model, not a curated record